AAAAGAAAGCAAAUGGCUGACAAAAUCUCUCGUCUUGAAAGUUACCUGAACUGCCACGUGUGUGCAGAGACUUUCACAGAUCCUGUGUCUCUGAGCUGCAACCACAGCUUCUGUUCAAGCUGCCUGCAGAAAUUCUGGGAACAAACUGAGAACACGAACUGUCCCAUCUGUAAAAGAAAGUCAUCAAAAGAGUAUCCAGGAGUGAACUUGACUCUAAAGGGACUGGCUGAUUUGUUAGCUGGGAGAGAGGAAGCUGGAUCGCCUGAGACAGAAAAAGAACAGAAGAAGGUGGAGGUGGUGUGUAGUAAACAUCAAGAAGUGCCUAAACUGUUCUGUAAAGAUGAACAGAGAGCUGUGUGUCAUGUCUGUGAUGUUUCUCUCCACCAGAGUCACACUGUAGUUCCUGUAGAUCAAGCAGUCAGGGAGCUGAAGGAGCAGCUGAAACCUGACUUAAAGUCUCUACAGGACAAGAGGAACAAAUACAAACAAAUAAAGGAAACAUACAAAGAAGUGAUUCAAUACUCCAAGAAGCAGCUGUCUUCCACAGAGACGCAGAUCAGAGCAGAGUUUAAGAGGCUCCAGCAGUUCCUGAAAGAGGAAGAGGAGUCCAGACUGACAGCUCUGAGGGAGGACGAGGAGAAGAAGAGGAAGACUAUCAUCAGAGAGAUGAAGAGGAUUCAGGAGCAGAUCUCCUCUCUGUCAGACAGUAUCGGUGCUGUUGAAGAAGACCUGCAGAAACACAACGUGGCCUUCCUCAGCAGUUAUAAACCCACUCAGACCAGAGCCAGAGUCCAGUGCUCAGAGUCAGAUCCACAGCUGGUCCCAGGAGCGCUGAUAGAUGUGGCUAAACACCUGGGCAACCUGUCCUUCAGAGUCUGGGAGAAGAUGAAGGACAGGGUCCACUUCAGUCCGGUCAUUCUGGACCCAAAAACUGCAAACCCCUUCCUCUAUCUGUCUGAUGAUCUGACCAGUGUGAGACAUGGAGACACAAAGCAGCAGCUUCCUGACAAUCCAGAGAGAUGCACCGAGCACCCCAUUGUUCUGGGCUCUGAGGGCUUCAGCUCAGGGAAACACAGCUGGGAGGUGGAGGUGGGAGACCACCAAGUCUGGUUUUUGGGUGUUUCUAAAGAGUCAGUCGAGAGAAAGGGAGAAUUAUCUGCUUCUCCAGAUAAUGGAAUCUGGUGUUUAAAGUAUCGCACUGGAAAAUACACAAAUGGAGAAGGAAAGGAUGUCAAAGUGAAGACAAGUCUCCAGAGAAUCAGAGUCAAGUUGGACUAUGACAAGGGGGAGGUAUUUUUCCACAACCCUGAAGACAUGAGUCACAUCUACACUCACAGAGACACUUUCACUGGGAGGGUUUUCCCAUAUUUUGGUAUUGGAAAGUCAGGUAAUGCUACAACUGGUGAAAUCAAAAUCUGUCCCUGAUAUUCCUCUGUGAUAUUCAGGAUGUUGUUUAAUUGUUUGAGCUCUUACUUGUUUGCAUUAUGAUUGUUUAAGGUUGAAUACACGCUUAAGUGAUCACUAAACUGCCUGAAAUCACUGCAAAUUACUUUUUUAUCAUGAGGUUUUAUCAGUGGAAUGCUUUGAGUCACAUUUCAGCUUUAAUUUUUUAUUGUUUUUAUAAUAUAAACAAAUCAUCAAACCAAUCAAAACUUUAAAGUAUAUUCAAAACAAAAAUAUUUUACACCUGAGAUAUGAUUUAUAGCUUGAAACAAUCUAUAUGGUUUCUCAUUUAUGUUGUUGGAUAAACAGGAUGAUCACUUGUUACUGAUGUGUAAGGAUAUGAGAACCAUCCUUGUGUGUUGGAGAAUACUAAAGCUAACGCCCACAAAGUCAUUGAGCUGAUGUGGGUUUGGGAUCCUUUUAGUGUAAAGUUCUGUUGAUAGGCCAUGUCAAAAUUACUCUUGUUACCUUCUAGUAGAUUUAAAAUACUUUGUGCAGCUUAAAGCUAGAAAUGACUCGCCUAUUAUUACUGUUUAGUUUUCUUCAUUUUGUUCUUUCUUCUUAAUUUUCCUUGAACAUCACAGUUUGGGAAUUUGAACCAUGCACCCAUAAACUGAAUUUUAUAUCAUUAUGAUGUGUCAUGCGACUCUU
Messenger RNA from Notolabrus celidotus (New Zealand spotty), 2094 nucleotides. RefSeq names its product nuclear factor 7, brain-like. Gene Ontology annotation, molecular function: protein binding; zinc ion binding. NCBI's taxonomy places the organism in Eukaryota, Metazoa, Chordata, Actinopteri, Labriformes, Labridae. The coding region runs from base 13 to 1425 and encodes 470 amino acids. The transcript has a single exon. The record is from RefSeq and is a predicted model, not a curated record.